AUGGCGCGGGCCGAGCCGCCGGCCGCGGCCUUCGAGCGGCGCGUGCUGCGGAGCGCGGCGGAGCACCACUACCUGCGCGUGCGCCUGGAGCUGCCGGACGGCGGGGCCCGCCCGAGCGCCGCGCAGUUCAAGCAGCUGGUGGUGUCGGCGCUGAGGGAGCUGCACGGAGAGGUUGGAGCAGCUUUGCCUGUUGAUGUCUUAACAUAUGAGGAAAAAACUUUGUCAGCCAUAAUAAGAGUUAUUAGCAGUGGCCUCAUCAAGCUGUGGAGUGCUCUAACAUUGCUGGGCUUCUACCAGAACAGGAGGUGUGCCUUUCGAGUGCUGCAGAUAUCUCCAUUUCUUCUCGCCUUAUACGGCAACAGUAGAGAACUAGUCCUGGACUGAAUGUAGUUGUUGGGUUGGUUGUACAAAGCAGA
This is a messenger RNA of Colius striatus (speckled mousebird), 416 nucleotides long. It is a transcript of the gene RPP14, whose product is annotated as ribonuclease P/MRP subunit p14. The record is from RefSeq and is a predicted model, not a curated record. Gene Ontology annotation, biological process: tRNA 5'-leader removal. The coding region runs from base 1 to 384 and encodes 127 amino acids. Gene Ontology annotation, cellular component: ribonuclease P complex. NCBI's taxonomy places the organism in Eukaryota, Metazoa, Chordata, Aves, Coliiformes, Coliidae. The transcript has 5 exons.